Tigriopus californicus is the source of this 1866-nucleotide messenger RNA. Its product is annotated as acetylcholine-gated chloride channel subunit acc-3-like. Gene Ontology annotation, molecular function: extracellular ligand-gated monoatomic ion channel activity; neurotransmitter receptor activity; chloride channel activity. The record is from RefSeq and is a predicted model, not a curated record. Gene Ontology annotation, biological process: regulation of membrane potential; chemical synaptic transmission; chloride transmembrane transport. Bases 249 to 1724 code for a protein of 491 amino acids. Gene Ontology annotation, cellular component: neuron projection; membrane; synapse. The transcript has 10 exons. Lineage: Eukaryota; Metazoa; Arthropoda; Copepoda; Harpacticoida; Harpacticidae.
GCCAGUUCAUUAUGAAGGCGUCGUUCCGCCUGCCACUCCAAAUGUCGAUGGAAAUGUCACUUGAGUGUGCAGAAGGAGCGCGUGGAUUUAAUUUGUCUGAGCUCAACCUCAUUUGGCAACCAUUAUUGGACGGGGUAAGACGUAAGAGAACUUCCCUAUCCAAGGUUCCACCCAGUUCCAAUCCAGUUUACAGAAGAAUGAAGUGAAAAAAGAGCCGGAAAACAAAGUGCCUUGGGAAAGUCUGCUAAAUGAAAUUGUAUCUGAUGAUUCUUAUCUUCCUGUCUGCACAUGGGUGCACCUCGUCAUUUUUCUUCGAGCUACCCAAUGACUACAACAAGAAUGAACCCGAUACCUUUCCAGCAUUAGUGGAACUUGACUUCACCAUUGUGGAAAUCAUUGAUGUGGAUGACAUUCAAAAUGCCAUAUCCCUUCAGGGUGGUUUGACCAUGACUUGGUUAGAUUCUCGAGUGAGGUUGAAUCUGACCAAUCCCAGCCUCAAUCUGAAAGAAUCCAACCUAAAUCCUGAAGAGAAGAGCAAAUUCUGGACUCCUGAUGUGUGGAUUGCCAACUUGAGAGAUUUCAAGCUGAUCAAAAGCUACGAAGAUCAGGCAACCUUCACCAUCACAAAGGACAAGAAACUUCAGCUUUGGCAAAGUGUCACCAUCAAGACCUCAUGUCCAAUGUAUUUCGAAUUCUACCCGUUUGAUAUCCAAACCUGCACACUCAAAUUCAGUGCAAAUGGCUUGGAUUACAAUGCCCAACGAUUCAUUGGAAACAUUUCCUUCCGAGAGCCUCUUCAUUUGAGUCAGGGAGCACUUCAGUUCCACAAUAUUCGACUGGAACAAGAUGCCCAAACUUCAUUUAAGAGCAAGGAGACAAGUAUGAUUAAGAACACGAAGUUUGACUAUGGCUGCCUCACAGACAGGGUCUGGCCGCAAUUGCAAGUGACCUUCUUCAUGGAGCGUCGGCGAGUGGAUCAUAUUCUGCAAACUUUUCAACCCACGGGUUGCGUGGUUUGCUUAUCGUGGAUUUCGUUCCUAAUUCCACCGUACAUUGUUCCCGGUCGAAUGGUUCUUCUGGUCACUCUACUCCUGGUAGUGUUCAGUACAUACCAAACCGAACAUCAGCGAUCCCCAAGAUCUUCAAGCUUGAAGGCCUUAGAUGUGUGGUUCAUGGGUUGUAUGGUUUUUGUAUUGGCGGCUAUUUGCGAAUAUGCUGUUCAACUGCUAUUGAAACGACUUAUUAUUAGAAAAAGACGUCAACAAGACAAGGAGGAAAGAGAAAUUGAGGAAACCAUGAGCAAGGUAAAAGUGACCUUCGUCAAGGACUUGUUUCUGAAUUCCCUCAAAACCAGUGCCAAUGAUCGCGAACUAGAAGAGGAAGUGGGUGGUAACACAGUCAUUGGGAAAUCCAGCGUUCCAGCACGAUCCUCGGCAGUGACUCCCCGUUAUAGAUCGGCAACAGCAACCACGAGACAUAUUAAGGUGAGUCCCUUGGAAAACAAUGGCAAUAAGGUGAGACCAUUGAAGCAGAAGCCCCCGGAGACUGUCAUGGAUAGUGGAUCCGAAUAUGGGGACAUUAACGAUUCGGAACUGGAGGGCGAGGAGCUUUUGGAGAAAAUCGACGACACUGCGUUGAAGGUGUUUCCAUGCUGUUUCAUGAUUUUCAAUAUAGCUUAUUGGGCCAAUUACACUUUGCGAGAAAACCUCGUUCAAAACGCUUAAAUGCACUUCAAGUACAUUGAUGAACCACGUUGACAUCUAUAACUACUGUAAUGCGCUUCUAAAUCACAUCUUGCUGGCAUUAAAACAAUGAAGGAAUCUUGACCAAAUGUAUUAUUCAUCAAUAUGCAUGAUGUAUCACAGA